Messenger RNA from Engraulis encrasicolus (European anchovy), 861 nucleotides. RefSeq names its product mitochondrial ribosomal protein L17 (gene mrpl17). Gene Ontology annotation, cellular component: ribosome; mitochondrial large ribosomal subunit. The record is from RefSeq and is a predicted model, not a curated record. NCBI's taxonomy places the organism in Eukaryota, Metazoa, Chordata, Actinopteri, Clupeiformes, Engraulidae. Bases 224 to 724 code for a protein of 166 amino acids. Gene Ontology annotation, molecular function: structural constituent of ribosome. Gene Ontology annotation, biological process: translation. The transcript is spliced from 3 exons.
AUCCGCCGACCAGUCGGACAUAUUUUUAGGUCGGACAGCUCAAUGUCAAAGAGAACUGCAUGUGUUUUCACAUCGCAGGCUGCUUGGUGGUCUAAUUUUAUGAUUUUGUUGACAUCAAUAUUUUAAUAACUCGGAGUAUUUGUAAUGUAUUAACGUCGUUGAGUAAAAGCAAUCGUGGAGAGGGUGUAUUUUCAGAUUAGUUAGGCGUACGCUACUUUGAGAAAUGCGACUCACCCUGCAAGCCCUGAUAUCCCAUGGCCGUACGGCCCGUAGAAUGGGUCUGGGACCAGAGUCUCGGAUUAACAUGUUACGGAACAUUUUGACAGGACUUGUCCGACAUGAAAGGAUAGAGACCACGCGAGCAAGAGCCGAUGAAGUCCAAUUCUACGCAGAGAAACUAAUCGACUAUGGCAAGAGAGGAGACACAGACGAAAAGGCUAUGCGCAUGGCAAACUUCUGGCUGACGGAGAAGGAUCUGCUGCCAAAGCUUUUCAAAGUCCUGGCGCCCAGAUAUGAGAACCAGAGGAAAGGCUACACGCGUAUGGCCAGGCUGCCCAACAGGGAGAACUUGGACCGGGCCGCCAUGGCCGUGUUGGAGUACAAAGGCAACCCGUACCCUCCCCUCUUCCCCAUCAAGCAGGACAACGAACUGACUCUAAUUAACCAGCUGCUGAAGGGGUACAGGGAGGAGAAAGCACAGCUCGCUGCUCAGAGGGAGUCCUGAGGAGUGACUUCAGAGAACUGUCAAUCUAAAGAUCACCCCACCCCCCUUUUUGUUUUUUCUUCAUGAGUUAUUGUGAGUUUUGUUUAUGCAUUGGUUCAGUUGGUAAACAAUCAUUAAAUAAUAUAACACCAAAAAAC